AAAAAAUGGCCACCCAAACAAGACCAAACAGUCAAAACUAACAGUCCAUAUCAAACUAUCAACUGUAACUAGUCUCUCCCAACUAAACAAAGUUCAAGGACCACGGCAAAGUGCAUCCAAUAAUGAUCGAAAUCUCCAAGGCGAACACUUCUAAAGAAUUGAAGAUCUGGGUAGUCUUGAGACUUGGAUCUCAAGGAACAACACGACUGACAUAUGGGACUGCAGCUAUAUUGGUAUGAUAUUGUGUCUUUUGGCAUUGUAGUGGUCUCCUUGUGCAGUGCUUUAUGGGUGAUUUUGAAGAAAGAAGGGGGCUCUUCUUCAAGAUUAGAAGACGGCAGCAGCACCACCAUGUAUGAGAGCCUUCUAGUGGCUCGGCCAGUCAGCGAGUCGUUUGUGAGUGCAUUGCAGAGUGGUCAUCUGAGAGGUUCCCAGUUAUGGAGGAGCUGUUGGAAAGAAGUUCACCCUAAGUGGCUCUUGCUAACACGCCUCCUCUCUUUUCUCGUCUUGGCUGGCUUCUUGGCCUGGGACGUCGUCGAAUGGGACGCAACCAUUUUCCUCUACUACACCGAGUGGACUUUUGCAUUAGUCAUAGUCUAUUUUGGGUUGGGGAUCAUUGUAUCUGCAUAUGGAUGUUGGCUUUCCUCAAACCAACCUCAUCCUGAAAAUGAAGAAACAAUAGAUUUCCUAAGGAGUGGCAUUGAAGAGACAAGAACUGAAACCAGUAAUGCUCACAAGGCAAAAGAAAUCAAGGUUGGGAUCAAGUUGCAAAGCCAAGAGAUUCGGAAAAAAGCCGGAUUUUGGGGAUAUCUUAUGCAAAUUUCUUUCCAGACUUGUGCAGGAGCUGUUAUCCUCACUGAUAUUGUAUUUUGGUGUGUCAUUGUCCCAUUUUUAUCAAAUGCCCGUCUUGGACUAAAUUUGUUAAUGGGUUGCAUGCACACUUUGAACGUAGUUUUUCUUCUGCUGGACACUGCUCUAAAUAGCCUACCUUUUCCUUGGUUCCGGCUAUCAUAUUUUGUGCUAUGGAGCUGUUUAUAUGUCAUUUUCCAAUGGGUCAUCCACGCCUGUGGUUUCUCAUGGUGGCCGUAUCCUUUUCUUGAGCUUGAUACACCAUGGGCUCCUUUGUGGUAAAACCCCUCUGCAC
Molecule: messenger RNA, 1141 nt
Organism: Morus notabilis
Lineage: Eukaryota; Viridiplantae; Streptophyta; Magnoliopsida; Rosales; Moraceae
Exons: 7
Coding region: 214-1128 (304 amino acids)
Cellular component (GO): membrane
Source: RefSeq, a predicted model, not a curated record